This is a messenger RNA of Acomys russatus (golden spiny mouse), 1005 nucleotides long. Its product is annotated as olfactory receptor 6C4-like. Gene Ontology annotation, cellular component: membrane. Gene Ontology annotation, biological process: G protein-coupled receptor signaling pathway. Gene Ontology annotation, molecular function: olfactory receptor activity; G protein-coupled receptor activity. The transcript has 2 exons. The record is from RefSeq and is a predicted model, not a curated record. Bases 1 to 1005 code for a protein of 334 amino acids. NCBI's taxonomy places the organism in Eukaryota, Metazoa, Chordata, Mammalia, Rodentia, Muridae.
AUGGAAGAAGUGGGACCUGACAAGAAGAGGACCGCAGAAGCCGAGAAGCAGGAAGGACGGCAGCCAGUGUUGGAAACUAAAAACCAGACUCUGACUGAAUUCAUUCUUCUGGGACUCACAGAUGCCCCAGAGCUUCAAACCUGUGUUUUCCUGUUUCUCCUCGUCACAUACUUAUUCAGUAUUGUGGGGAACCUGACCAUCAUCAUCCUCACGCUGCUGGAUUCCCAUCUCCAGACACCCAUGUACUUCUUCCUCAGGAACUUCUCCUUCCUUGAGAUCUCCUUCACGUCCACUUUUACUCCUCGGAUACUCUUCAGCAUCUCCACAGGAGUGAAGACCAUCAGCUUUGCCGGAUGCUUCACUCAGUACUUCUUCGCCAUCUUCCUUGGAGCCACCGAGUUUUACCUUCUGGCCGCCAUGUCCUACGACCGCUAUGUGGCCAUCUGCAAGCCCCUGCACUACACCACCAUCAUGAGCAACAGGGUCUGCACCCUGCUGGUCCUCUGCUCUUGGAUGAGUGGGUUCCUCAUCAUCUUAUUCCCGAUCAUCUUGACCAGUCAACUGGACUUCUGUGCGUCCAAUGUGCUCAAUCAUUACUACUGUGACUAUGGGCCCCUCAUAGAAAUAGCUUGUUCAGACACAAGGAUGCUGGAGAUCUUUGACUUUGUCUUGGCAGUCGUGACCUUGAUAGUCACCCUGACGCUGGUGGUCCUCUCCUACACACGCAUCAUCAGGACCAUUCUGAAGAUCCCUUCUGCACAGCAGAGGAAGAAGGCGUUUUCCACGUGUUCUUCCCACAUGGUUGUCAUCUCCCUCUCUUAUGGGAGCUGCAUCUUUAUGUACAUAAAGCCUUCAGCAACACAAGAAGUUGCCUUCAAUAAGGGCGUGGCUGUGCUCAACACCUCAGUGGCCCCUUUGCUGAACCCGUUCAUUUACACGCUAAGGAAUAAGCAGGUGAAACAAAGCUUCCAGGGCAUCACCAGGAAGAUCGUAAGCCUUCAAUAA